This is a messenger RNA of Platichthys flesus (European flounder), 1793 nucleotides long. RefSeq names its product armadillo-like helical domain-containing protein 4. The coding region runs from base 26 to 742 and encodes 238 amino acids. NCBI's taxonomy places the organism in Eukaryota, Metazoa, Chordata, Actinopteri, Pleuronectiformes, Pleuronectidae. The record is from RefSeq and is a predicted model, not a curated record. The transcript is spliced from 6 exons.
CCAGCUGGUCACAGUGGAGGCAGACAUGGACGGCCCCUCGCAUGCCCCACCCCUGCUGAUGCCAGACUGGACGUCAGCGUGGCAGACAUCCGGCGCCGAGCUCCAGGAACCGAUCGGCUCCUCGGUUCCGUCUGUUUCACAGCAGCGAGCUGCAAGUAGGCCGGAGGAUGGAUCUGAGAGAGUUGCUGUGAGGACGCCAAACCUUGAAGGGUAUUUGCCCACCACUGGCCCCUCCCUUUCAUCCUUCCCGCACGCUAUGACAACGGUUACCAUGGCAGCCCAUCAGCCAGUGCAAAAAUCUAGAUCAGGGUUAGAGGAGAUGGAGUCUGAGGAGGAGACAGAUGACGACGAGGAGGACGACAACUCUGAGGAGUCGGUGGAGAGCGAGGAGGACCUGACAGAUAAGCCAAAAACAUUUGCAACGCUGCCUCCCUACAGCCUCAUCCCACCGCCUCCUGUCUGGGUUCAACGCAACCAGGGGCUGAUGCGAAGCUGGGUAGAGCUGAUCAGAGAAAAGGCGGGUUAUGUGUCCGGGAUGUUGGCCCCGGUGGGCAUCGGCAUCACAGGGGCCCUGCUAAUCGUCGGCGCCCUCUACAGCAUCAGGAUGAUUCACCGCAAGAGGAGGAACAGCUUCAAGCACCAGAGGAGGAAGGUCAGGCAGCCAGAGCAACCCACAGAGCCCAGCACUAGUCCUCAGGACCAGGCCAUGCUGCUGGCCGACAGCUCCGAAGACGAAUUCUGAUCGAACUUUAUUUGGGGGGGGGGGCUCCUUUUUGUCGGCGACCACUGCCCGACACUCCUGUAACGGAGGCUCGGCGAACAUCACCAUCGCUAUGACUACUGCAUCUCUAAUCACCUCGGGCCGUUCGGCUAUGACUCAUCUGAUCCACAGAGUGUGACUGAGUACAGGGCACAAUUUGCACGGGCUGCACAAUGGUCGGCUUUGUAAACCCCCCACCCAUCCUCAAAGUACCAAUGUGAGUUGUCAGGUGACGUUGACUCUAGUGGCUUGGCAGGGCCGGUGUGGUGCACUUUGACUUAAAAAAAAGAAAUAAUAAUACUGAUGUGAAAACAAAAUGUAUUUCCAGGGUAUCGGUGGGAUUCAAGUGUUGCUGGUUUAACCGAGGUUUCGUGGAGUGGAGAACCAGCAGGUGUUCUGUCAAGUAAUAAAAGGGCUGUAGAAGGGUGACAUUACACAAUGUAAAUAUUUGUCAUGUUGGUGUAAAUAAAGGUUCAUUUUUAGAUACACGUUAGCAUUUUUGGGAAAAGAAAAUAGCUGGAUUAGAGGACGGACACAGCUAGAUAAUUUAGCAUAAAGCCAGCUAGCCAGGCUCUGUCCAAAUGGGCAUACAGCACCCCCACAGCUCACCAACAAACGUAUGUCUUAUUCAUUUAUUGUGAACCAAAAAUAAAGUGUAGAAAUGGAAAUUAGGCACUUUAUGGAGAUGCUAAACAAACAUUAUCUCCACUAAAAAAAGUGUUUGUGAAGAAUUAUCUUAUUUGUUUUAUUUUUUGCCAAUAAAACGACCCAGGCCAACUGUUCUCAUGGUUUUCAGGUUUGAUGCUAAGCUAAAACAAGCGAAGCUAGUCAUCUCCUGACUGCUGUUUUCAACAGGAUCAAGCCAGGCUAGCUGUUUAGAGAUUUUUUGCGAAGUGUCUCCUGGCUGCCACCAUUAGCAUCAUAUUUCCAUACUACAGUGGUAACAGUCUUAUAAUUUAACUCUUUGCAAGAAAACAAACAAGUGUGUAUUUGAAAAUGAAGGCUUUUUCUUAGAUUAGGAUUUUAGAAGUCU